AUGGACCUGAUUGGGAAGGUGACGCCGCCGGCCAUGAGAGGGAAUUGUUUCAUAAUUGUGGCAAUGGAUUAUUUCACCAAAUGGGCAGAGGCCAUGCCCAUGAGGACGGUCACCAAGACUGAUGUCAUCCAGUUCCUAAAAACCCAAAUAGUUCACAGGUUUGGGUUGCCUGAGACCAUUACAUGUGACAACGGGUUGGUCUUCACUGGGGAUCAGGUCCUUGAGUUUGCUGCAAGCUAUGGGAUCACCAUAACCCAUUCCACGCCUUACUAUGCCCAGGGGAAUGGACAGGCUGAGGCAAUCAACAAGGUGUUGAAGAAUUUCUUGACAAAGAUAGUGGAGGAAAACCCCAGGAGGUGGGCUGAGCUGUUAUCUGAGGUAUUAUGGGUAUUUAAAACAUCGCAACGCACAAGCACCGGAACCACGCUGUUCUCCCUUACUUACGGGCAUGACGCAGUCUUGCCUAUGGAGAUAAGUGCCAGGUCUGCAAGGGUGGCAUACCGGCAAGGGUUUAUACCAGCCACUUAUAGUGAGGCCAUGCUGGCCAAUUUGGAGGACUUGGAUGAAGAGUGCCUCAAGGCUUUUGACCAAAUUUUGGCACAAAAGGAGAAGGUGGAAACCGUGUAUAACAGAAGGGUGGUGCUCAAAAGUUUCUAG
Telopea speciosissima is the source of this 657-nucleotide messenger RNA. RefSeq lists its product as uncharacterized. Lineage: Eukaryota; Viridiplantae; Streptophyta; Magnoliopsida; Proteales; Proteaceae. Gene Ontology annotation, molecular function: nucleic acid binding. Bases 1 to 657 code for a protein of 218 amino acids. Gene Ontology annotation, biological process: DNA integration. The record is from RefSeq and is a predicted model, not a curated record. The transcript has a single exon.